This is a messenger RNA of Hemicordylus capensis (graceful crag lizard), 5986 nucleotides long. RefSeq names its product ATPase phospholipid transporting 10D (putative) (gene ATP10D). The transcript has 24 exons. The record is from RefSeq and is a predicted model, not a curated record. Lineage: Eukaryota; Metazoa; Chordata; Lepidosauria; Squamata; Cordylidae. Gene Ontology annotation, biological process: phospholipid translocation. Gene Ontology annotation, molecular function: magnesium ion binding; ATP hydrolysis activity; ATP binding. The coding region runs from base 869 to 4951 and encodes 1360 amino acids. Gene Ontology annotation, cellular component: plasma membrane.
AGCAUGUGUGGAACCACAGGUCCAUUUGACUUCCGGUUCCGUGUUACAUGCGAAUCUGGACAGAGUGUUCUUCCCUAUUAGAUCGAAGAAGCUAGAGAAUUAGCCUGAGAACUUGAGAAAGAACAUUUAAGCCUGAGGCAAGGAGCAAGCCCUCUUCUCUAGAAAGUAUACAACAAACUAAUCUGUAUCUGACAAAUUUCCACAGAUUAGUUUACUUCCAGGUUUUCUGGUCUCUGAGAUUUCUCUUUUAUACCUAACAAUAUUUUUAUUCAGAAGUGGGGACAGACAGGCAAUUUGGAUACAUGGGUGUGUGUGACUGCGAGGAGCCAAGUUGGGAGUUGCAUAACUUUGUGACAAUUAUCCUGUGGUCACAGGAACUUUAUGACAAUUAACUUGUGGUCACAUGACACAGUUGUGGUCACAAUGACCCAACAUGAACACAGUGGGAGUUGGUGGUGUUCUAGCUACUUUGAGGAGGAAGCCUUUGAGCUUGAGAAAGGUUGCUGUAUUGUACCAUAGAGCACAAUCCUUAUUUUUCUAAAAAAAAAAAAAAAAAAAAAGAUUGUGGAAAGAGGUGCCUUCUACCAUUUGCAAAUAUCAUCAGCAACAGUAGCUGAAGAGCUGCUAUGUUAUAGCAUAAAAUAAUAUAAGCUGUGGGGCAGCCAGACUUGAUAACAGAAAGAAUAUAAAUUUCCGCACUGCCAAUUCGUCCUUCAUCUGAUUUAAAUCCUAUAUGAAAGAAAAGAGAGAAAAAGAAAAAAGAGAAGAAAAGAGGGAGGGAAAUCUAAAAGCUAUUCGGAAACUUUCAAAAUCCUAAAUCUAAUGAAUCUGAUGAAAAAAGCUGUUAAGGACACAGCUUAGGUUGCAGAUGGCAGGACUUCUUCGAUGGGCCAGAUCUCGCUGGCGGCGCUUGUUAGUUGCAAGAGGCAGAGUUGAUGACAGUACCAAGAAUGGUGAUGAGUUUUCUAAGCUAUCCAAGACAACCAGCAAGCACAGGAUUGUUAUACCGUGCAUGGGGAAAUUUAAAGAAGAAUAUGGGAAAGUAUCAAAAUAUUAUAGGAAUAACAGAAUACGGACUACAAAGUACAAUAUAUUCAACUUCAUACCAAAGAACUUAUUUGAACAGUUUCACAGAGCUGCCAAUGUGUAUUUCUUGUUUAUAGCCAUCUUGAACUGGAUCCCAGUGGUAGAAGCCUUCAGGAAAGAAAUCACAAUGUUGCCUCUUGUGGUUGUUCUAACAGUUAUUGCUGUGAAAGACGGCAUAGAAGAUUUUACAAGAUACAAAAUGGACAAAAUGAUAAACAACUUAGUAACUCAGGUGUACUCUGAAAAAGAAAAGGCAUAUGUAGAAAAGUUCUGGAAAGAGGUUAAUGUUGGUGAUUUUAUCCGCCUAUCAUGUAAUGAGGAAAUUCCCGCUGACAUGGUGCUCUUAUAUUCGACUGAUGAAAAUGGGAUCUGUCACAUUGAAACAUCGAGCCUUGAUGGAGAGACUAAUCUAAAAGAAAGGCAGGUGGUGAGAGGCUUUGCAGAGCAGGACACUGAAAUUGAUCCAGAAACUUUCUCAAGUAAAAUAGAAUGUGAGACCCCUAACAAUAAUCUCAAUUGCUUCCGGGGCUUUCUUGAGCAUUCUAAUAAGGAACGACUGGGCCUGAGUAAGGACAACUUGCUGAUGCGAGGAUGCACUGUCAGGAAUACAGAAACUGUUGUUGGCAUAGUGGUGUAUGCAGGUCAUGAAACCAAAUCAAUGCUGAACACCACAGGGUGUCGUUACAAACGAAGUAAACUAGAGAAGAGGCUUAACGGCGAUGUCAUCUGGUGUGUUGUGCUUCUGGUUGUGAUGUGUUUGGUAGCAGCUGUGGGUCAUUGGUUUUGGUUGUAUGAGCAUCCAGAUGCCAUCUAUGAUAUCCCUGAAAGCAGUGGAACACAGAUGUCUCCAUUAUUGGGUGCAUUUUAUAAGUUUUGGUCAGCAGUAAUUUUAUUGCAGGUCUUGAUCCCCAUUUCUCUUUAUGCUUCCAUUGAAUUGGUCAAAUUGGGACAAGUCUAUUUUAUCCAGAAUGACAUUGAUUUGUACAGUGAAAAGAGAGAUUCCAGGAUUCAUUGUGGCUCACUGAAUAUUGCUGAAGACCUUGGACAGAUUGAGUACAUUUUCUCCGAUAAGACUGGAACACUCACUGAGAACAAAAUGGUUUUCCGGAGAUGCAGCAUUUCAGGGCAGGAAUAUGGCCACGAAGAGAAUGCUAAGAGGCUAGAAGCAUAUCAAGAAGCUGACUCAGAGGAUGAGGAAGAACUUCUUUCUGUAUAUCCCUCUCUGAGGCAUCUGUCAAGAAUGAGGUUGUCCAGCAUGAGAAUUGAGAGUUCUCAACGAAGUAUGAAGUCUUUGCACCGCCCGUCAUUGCGCCGCAUAUCUUCAUGCCGCACAUGUGUGAACUGUUCCUCUUUAAGCCGCAUUUAUCGCACUGGCAGCACCUCAAUGCAGGUGGCCUUCAGUAGCCCCAUUGAGACUGAUGUUGUGCCAGACAUGCGACUUGUGAAGAUAUUUAAUCAGAUCUCUUGCGAAUCCUACGUGCAAUCUAAUAUGGGAGAGCUAAUCCCCGAGCCAGUGUACGUUACGGAAUUCCUCAUUGCUCUAGCCAUUUGCAACACUGUCGUCGUCUCCACACCUAAUGUUUCAUCAUCUGCAAAGAGGCCUUCAAUACCCAGAAUACGUCUUAUGCACCUGGAUGAAAUUAGGAAUGUCUUUCAGAGGUUAACAGCCUGGAAAGCAAGCCCCAAGCCUUCUCAACAAGCCCCACAAGAAGCACAGAUUGUGGUCCCCAAGGAUUUUUCAAAAAAGCUGUCAGUGUUCAAAGUACGGUUUCGGUCAGCUUCUGAGCAAACCAGUCAGGCCUCUGAUGCCUCAUCAAGCCACAGUAUAGCUGAGACUAGAGUGCUCCUGAAUCUACCAGCUGAGGAUCUAUCUUCUGACGAUCAGCGUUCAUCUGCUAAGAGUGUUCAUUUAUCACCAGAGAAUGAUGAUGAAUUGCUCCUUGAAUCUUCUCUUGAACAUGAGCUGUGUUAUGAGGCGGAGAGUCCUGAUGAAGCGGCACUAGUUUAUGCUGCCAGAGCUUACAAAUGCACUUUACAGGCUAGGAAUCCUGAUCAGGUGACAGUAGACUUGGGCGUGCUGGGAACGUUAACAUUUCAGCUGUUGCACAUCUUGCCUUUUGACUCUGUCCGGAAACGAAUGUCAGUCGUAACUAAGCAUCCAGUUUUAAACCAAAUCAUGGUGUACACAAAAGGGGCCGACUCCGUCAUCAUGGAUUUGUUGCAGAAUGAAUCGACAGGUAAUAUAAACUUGGAUAUACAAAAGAAGAAAAUUAAAGAAAGAACUCAGAAACACUUAGAUGAUUAUGCCAGAGCAGGAUUGCGCACUCUCUGCAUAGCUAUGAAGAUGAUGACCAAUGAAGAAUACCAGGAAUGGUUACAAGGACAUAUUUUAGCAGAAAAAAGCAUAGACCGUAGGGAAGAGUUGCUCCUAGAAUCUGCCAUUAAGCUUGAGAAGAAUUUAACUUUGCUUGGUGCCACUGGGAUUGAAGAUCGCUUGCAAGAGGGUGUUCCAGAAACCAUAGAGAAACUGCGGAAGGCAGGAAUUAACAUCUGGAUGCUGACGGGUGAUAAAAAUGAGACCGCUGUCAAUAUAGCAUAUGCCUGUAAACUGCUAGACCCAAGUGACAAAAUCUUCACCCUCAAGGCUGAUAGUCAGGAUGCCUGCAAACAGCGGAUGGACAGCAUUUUAGAAGACAUCAAGAUGCGUAUUCAUUACAAUAUAAGGCAUAAGAGAAGCAUUUUUAUGAGCCCUUCACCUUCAGUAGCUCCUGCUCCCCAUUUCAGUGCUGGCCUAAUUGUAGAUGGACCAACGUUAGCCUUUGCCCUUCAUGAAAGCUUGCAGAGCAAAUUUGUGGAGCUCACAGCCUGUAUGCGGGCUGUUAUUUGCUGCAGAGCAACACCUCUACAGAAGAGUGAAGUGGUGAAACUGGUGAGAAAGAAGCUGAAGGUGAUGACACUGGCUAUAGGUGACGGUGCCAAUGACGUCAGUAUGAUUCAAGUUGCCAAUAUUGGAAUUGGAAUAGCUGGCCAAGAAGGCAUGCAGGCUGCGUUGGCAGGCGAUUUUGCGGUUUCUCAGUUCAGACAUCUUAGCAAGCUGCUGUUUGUUCAUGGUCACUGGUGUUACACCCGACUGGCCAGCAUGACCCUUUACUUUUUCUACAAAAAUUUGGCAUAUGUAAACCUCCUAUUCUGGUACCAGUUUUUCUGUGGGUUUUCGGGAACACCCAUGACGGACUACUGGAGUUUGAUUUUAUUCAACCUUCUCUUUACAUCACUACCACCUAUUAUAUUUGGUAUUUUGGACAAAGACAUCUCUGCAGAAGUCCUUAUGGAGCUUCCAGAACUUUACAAGACGAGUCAGAGAUCUGAGCCAUAUGUGACUUCAACUUUCUGGAUGAAUAUAAUAGAUGCUUUUUACCAAAGCUUGGUUUGCUUUUUUAUCCCUUACUUGACCUACCGUGGCUCUGAUAUAGACCUCUAUUCCUUUGGGACCCCUAUGAACACUUCCAUCUUCUUUAUAAUAUUGCUACACCUUGUGAUUGAAAGUAACUCUUUAACUUGGCUGCACUUUGCUGUUUUGGCAGGUAGCAUAUUAAUGUUCUUUGGCAUUACCCUGGGUUUUGGAGCUACUUGCAUCCUCUGCAAUCCACCAGCCAAUCCAUACUGGAUUUUACAGAGACACUUGAGUGAUCCAAUGUUCUAUCUUGUUUGCAUUAUCACAGUUAUGGUGGCACUUUUCCCCAGGUACAUGUUCAGGUUGAUCCACAACACAGUGUUUCCAACUCCACUGAUGAGAGCCAAGCUCCUUAAAGAAGGGUUCUUUCAGGAGCAGAAGCUGCACAAUUCAGCUGUACCCUCAGUGUGAGAGAGAGAUGAUAAUCAGAGGACAAAAUACGAGUUCUGGGUCUGCCAAUUCUGCUGAUUCAGCAAACGAAGCAAUAUGAAGAUAUGGGGUUUGUUGCUGUUAGUGUAACGUUUGGCCCCACUGUGUAAUCAUUUUGGAGAUGACAACUACCAGGAAUGCCCAUUCAGAUCUGACAUCCAGGACAUCUGGUAACAGUGGCAGGCUGAAUUGUGAAGACACUGGAAAUUUUAAACUCCUCAAAGUGAUUCUAUUCUAUCACAUAUGGAGCUAGUCAUUCUUAAGAUGGAGGCUUGGAAUUUACUUCUGAAACACAUGGAUUUUUUUAUGGGAUGAAUUCUGCCUUGGGCAAAUGGGAGCAUUUUGCAGAAUUAGCCCAAAAUGGAGUAUUACUUGGUUUCUAACAUCCAGAACAAGAGGGUAGUAUGUGAAAUUUGCUUUCUCAUGACUUUUCCUUUUUCUUAUGAUUUACCACUACACCUGCUUUUUAAAAAUAAUAAUAAUUUAUUCAGGAUACAAACAGGUAUUGUGCAUUUCUACACUGCCAAAAAUAUUCUAGUAUAACUAGUAUAAACUAUCUCAGUCCUCUGUCCUUUGCCCCACAAUGGAGAAAUCAUAUGAAAAUUAACUUAAUAUGAACCUCAUCAACAUGAACAGAUAUUAUUCAAGCCCAACCAGUAAGAGAGGUUUAGGGCUUGCUGAAACUUGACUUUAAUAUUUGUAGUAGUAGUAAUUGUAGUAGUAGUAAUGGUAGUUUAAUCUUGUUAGUAUUGUGAUGCUCAGUUCUGAGGAAGUGUUAGGGCAGCGCUCUCAGCAUUUUCUCCUGAAAAGUGCUGUGCAAGACUUUUAGCUUAAUCACAUUCAUAAGACAAAAUAUUGUACUUUGGAACCUUUUCUCUGGAGAAUAAAUCAACGGAGGACAUUUUUAAUGUCAAUAUGCAUUUUGUAAAUAUGAUGAUUAUGUAAAUAUUAAAAGCUCUCAUAGUAAAUAUUUCUGUUAGUGUUAAAUUUUCUCCUAUUAAAAAUAGAUACCUGUAC